GGAUCCCGUCACCCAACAACUGCAGCUGUUCUUCGGUAUUCUUCAGCUUCUACUUGAUGUCUUCCUUCAGACCCGGGAUGGAUUUCUGUAAGAGGGAAACCUGCUGAUGAGGAAUGAACCUAAACGGACUAUCCGCCAUUGUGUCCAAAUCUGUCGCGUCGUCGAUGAGAAACUAACAUGGAGGAAACCAGCAGCAGCAGUAGUAGUGAGGACUCCUGCUCCAGUACUUCUGAAUAUAGCGGCACAGAGAAGCAGGGAGAGUCCAGCAACACAGACAAUGUGAAACAACCAGCUGCAGAACCGUCUCAAACUGCAUCAGACCACGGGAACUCUGAGCCUGAACAGUCAGACAAAGAAGACGACGACGGCAAAAGCAAUGCAAAUGAGGAAGUCACCUCACCUCCAUCAGACAAGCCCAACAAGGUUGAACAACCAACGCCUUCAAAGAAAACAUACAAAUGCAAAGAGUGUGACUUUGUUGGAAUAUCCAUGUACAGAAUCCGGAUGCACAUGGUGGACAAACAUUGGGAACAACAAUACCCCUUUGUCUGUACCCAAUGUGACUACCGCUGCGUUUUAAUGAGGGACUUCCUAAACCACCAAAUAACUCACACGAAAGAGAAGCCCUUACAGUGCUUUAAGUGUGAUUUCUGCACCAAGUAUAAGACCAGCUUACAGAGGCACAUGACAGACCAUUUCAGUAAGCGGGUUUUUACCUGUGGGGUCUGUGGCUACCGUGCGUUGUACACACUGGUGGCCACACACAUGCAGACUCAUAUUGAGAAUGAGGAUAUGUUAAAAUGCAAAGAUUGCAACUUUGUAACAGCUGAAAAGAGUGAGCUGGAAGAGCACUUUAAAAGGGAAGGACAUGGGAAAUCUGUAAGUCUGCCCGAGAAACUAUUCAUCUGUGAGAUUUGUGGCUUCCAGACGGCUAGCAGGCAAUACCUGAGCAGGCACAGACGUGAGAUUCACAACAAACAAAAUAGGGAGAAACGAGAAAAAAAGUUCCUCUGCGAGACGUGUGCUUUCAGUACGCACUCAAAAUCAGAACUAACAGUCCAUAAGAGAACUCACACCGGUGAGAAGCCCUACAUGUGCGACCAGUGCGGGUACGCGUGUACCAAUAAGAGAUUGCUAAGGCAACACAUGUACAAGCAUACCGGCGAAUACCCACACGUCUGCGAACACUGCGGAUACAAGACUACAAAAAAGCUCGAACUGACCAACCAUAUGAGAAAACACACCGGAGAGAAGCCUUUCAAAUGUAACAUGUGCGAUUUUACAGCCACCUUUAAGACAGGCCUUAGGCAACACAUGGUUAAACACACAGGUGAGAAGACGUAUGCGUGUGACAAGUGUUCCUACAGAACUGCAUACAAGUAUAACCUGGCAGGGCACAUGAAAGUUCACACUGGGGUAAAGCCUUACGCAUGUAACCACUGCAGUUAUGCAGCAGCUCACAAGGGGAGCCUUGUACACCAUAUUUCUGCACACCAUAGUGGUAAGAAAGGGAAAAAUUCUUCCCAAGGAGCUAGAAGCUCUAGGAAGAAGAAAGGCAGAAAAUCAUCUCCGGAAAAUGAAGAAGCUAGCUCUUUGACCACAAGCGAGAUGGAAGGUACAGAAGGUAAUGAUGAGAGUGACUGGUACAGUCAAUAUUAUGGAGGCUUCCAACCUUUGAAUUUAUAACUGAUAUGUCAGUGUGAGGCCUCAGUUCUAGAGAUGGAUACAUGUAUAUCAACAGGCUUGUAAUAAUAUCUUUGUUUGAAUACAGAAGAGAUCAGUGAUAUUUAGUCAUGUCUUAACUUUAACCGGACGGUACAUGUAGGUUUAUAUCCAUUUCCCAAUAGAACUUUUAUUUGUGUUUACUUAUGUCAUUAUAGCUGUAUAGAUGACCUUAGAUUUUGUGUUGAUUUGAUAGACCCAAAUACAGAAACUUUGACACCACAACAGUUUGAUGUCUGCCCAUUGGGAAGCAAUGAAGGCAAAUCUGAGUGAUAGCAUUGACUGAAGGUACAAGAUGACUUUGUUGCAUUUGCCAAUAAUUAGCCUGUGUUAUAUAAUUUCCUUUUUUUUUAAUGGCUUAUUUGACCUCAUUCCUGAAGGUUUGUAACCUGGCCUCUAAGUCAAGAGAGCCACUACCUUUCCUGGAGUCGUCAACUGGCCCAUGUUAGCACACGUAUGCAAAUUUACACACACAAAUCCCAAUUUUCAUUUUUCACAAGAGGUGUUGGUUAUCAGGCUUCUACCUGAAGCUUAGUUUAAUCAGGUAACAUUUUGAUGAUUUCUUUGUUGAUAGUUGCUGCUGUGUGCCAGAUAUUUUUUGCUUUAUCAUUUUUGUUUAACGUUUAAAACAAGGACGUUAUAUGAGACGUUAUAUAACACGUUAUAUUGCAUUUGUAAAUGCAAUGCAUCUAAGCAAGGAAGUUAUAUAACGUCCUUGAUCUAAGACAUGGCCAAUAGACAAAUCAGUGCUACAAUCCUUAUUAAGUAUGUAAUGUAAUCUUUCAUGUUGUUUGGCACAAGCCCUGUAUAGGUGAAUAAAAUAUGCAAUACCAAUGAAAGUUUAUUCUACAUUUUGUGGUUGCUUGCAUGCUUGCUUACUUACUUAGUGAUAUUGGGCUAAAUGAUUAUUCAGAACCCUAUGCAUGUCAAUGUUAAGUUUUAAUGCAUACUUUUCAGUCUUGGAAAUAUACCUACAUGUAGUGUGACUCUUACUGCCAUACCAGGGCCUCAUUCAAAUGCCCACUUGGAAU
Branchiostoma floridae (Florida lancelet) is the source of this 2753-nucleotide messenger RNA. Its product is annotated as zinc finger protein OZF-like. The record is from RefSeq and is a predicted model, not a curated record. The transcript has 4 exons. NCBI's taxonomy places the organism in Eukaryota, Metazoa, Chordata, Leptocardii, Amphioxiformes, Branchiostomatidae. Gene Ontology annotation, cellular component: nucleus. Gene Ontology annotation, biological process: regulation of transcription by RNA polymerase II. Gene Ontology annotation, molecular function: DNA-binding transcription factor activity, RNA polymerase II-specific; RNA polymerase II transcription regulatory region sequence-specific DNA binding. Bases 178 to 1686 code for a protein of 502 amino acids.